AGACGCCGCGGCGGGCGAAAUGCUGCAGCCGGCGGUACGCCUGGUGUGGCUGAGUCAGGUUCCCUACGCCGAGUUGCUGGCGUUGCAGCAGCGUUGGCUGCGGCGGCUGCAGGCCGAGCCAGGGACCGAGGCGGGUGCCCUCCUGCUCUGCGAGCCCGCAGGGCCUGUGUAUACCACCGGGCUGCGCGGCGGUCUGACAUCCGAGGAGACUGCGCGACUGCGGGCCCUGGGUGCCGAGGUGCUCCCCCUUGGCCGGGGCGGCCUAGCCACCUUCCACGGCCCGGGCCAGCUGCUGUGCCACCCGAUACUCGACUUACGACCCCUCGGCCUGCGCCUGCGCACCCACGUGGCCGCGCUGGAGGCGUGCGCCGUGCGCCUGUGCGAGCUCCAGGGCCUACCGGGCGCCCGCGCGCGGCCCCCACCCUACACUGGAGUUUGGUUCGGCGAGCGCAAGAUCUGCGCGAUCGGUGUCCGCUGUGGAAGGCACGUUACGUCCCACGGCCUGGCGCUGAACUGUUCUACGGACCUCACGUGGUUUGAGCACAUUGUGCCCUGUGGGCUGGUUGGGACAGGCGUCACUUCUCUGAGUGAGGAGCUCCAGAGGCAUGUCACUGUGGAUGAAGUAAUACCACGUUUCCUUGAGGCCUUUAAAGAGACCUACAAGUGCACGUUGACCUCAGAGGACAGCUCCAGCUGAAGGGCGUUUAUAUUAUCUCACGCUGGAGGUCUUGUCUUGAAAAGCACCACCAGACUUGGGAGUCACUGAAACCUAGAUUCUAGAACUGGCCCUGUCAUUCACACAUCAGGAGACUGUGGGCAGAUCAUGAGCUCUGGGCCCUUGGUUCCAUAUGUAUACGGUUUAUUUAUAUCUUCCCAACCUACCUCAGAUAUGAAAACAUUGUGAAAAGCACAAAGAUAAGGCAUUAGCACUACUGUCGACACCCAUUUCUUAGCUCAGAAAAACUCAGGUAUCAUAGCGUGUCAUUUCUCAAAUAUUUCCUCAAUACUGUAUUUAAUUGGGAAAUCUGGGCUCCAGUUCCUUUGAUUGUUGUAAGAAUCAUUUUUCAGGAUCAUCCAGGUGAAGGUGAUGUGAUGUGGAUUUUUUUUCAUUCUCAGGAGACCUGGGAGCUUUCUGCAAUGACAGGGAAGUGGAAAGACUUCUUUAAAGAGUAAUAUGGGAUUCUGUCUUCCUGGGUUGGAUUCCUCAAGCCUGAUGGCUUUUUUAGUUAGGUAACCUGAGCUAGGCCAAAGGCUACGGGAAAGAGAAUAAUAAUUUCUGACCCUGUACAAAUGCCAAAAAUAGAAGGGUUUUUUUUUUUAAUAUGAGAUCUCUAUAAAGGUUGUAUGUUAAUUAUCUAUAACAUGUCACCCCAAAGCUUAAUGACUUAAAAGAAUAAACAUUUAUUAUCUCAUA
This is a messenger RNA of Capra hircus (goat), 1414 nucleotides long. RefSeq names its product lipoyl(octanoyl) transferase 2 (putative) (gene LIPT2). Gene Ontology annotation, biological process: protein lipoylation. Gene Ontology annotation, molecular function: lipoyl(octanoyl) transferase activity. The transcript is spliced from 2 exons. Gene Ontology annotation, cellular component: mitochondrion. The record is from RefSeq and is a predicted model, not a curated record. Lineage: Eukaryota; Metazoa; Chordata; Mammalia; Artiodactyla; Bovidae. The coding region runs from base 20 to 697 and encodes 225 amino acids.